This is a messenger RNA of Phyllostomus hastatus (greater spear-nosed bat), 2559 nucleotides long. RefSeq names its product cell division cycle associated 5 (gene CDCA5). Lineage: Eukaryota; Metazoa; Chordata; Mammalia; Chiroptera; Phyllostomidae. The transcript has 5 exons. Bases 113 to 976 code for a protein of 287 amino acids. The record is from RefSeq and is a predicted model, not a curated record.
UCACUUCCGCUUCCUCCCGGCCAGGGCGGGUAGUUCGAACGUUGUGCCUCAGGAACCUCCGGAGUUGGCGCGAGCCUCAGCACCGGCGGCGGCGGCGGCGGCGGCGCGGCGAAUGUCGAGACCAAGGCCAGAUAUGUCCGAGAGGCGAACGCGGUCCGGUGGGGCCGCCAAAGUCUCCGGGCCCAUGGCCGCGUCUCCUACUAAGUCUCUUCGGAGAUCCCAGCGGAAAUCCGGCUCUGACCCCCCCAGCACCCUCCCUGAAAUCCGUCCGAAGGCUCCCGACGCGGCUCCGGCCAGAAAGCCCAUCGUCCUGAAGAAGAUCGUGGCCCAUGUGGUGGAGGUGAGGCCUGAGAGCGGGGCGGCGGGUGCGGAGCGACACCGGGGCCGGCUGUGCGACCGACCCGUGUUGUCUCCGCAGGUGCCGUCCGCCCACUCGCCUCGAAGGAGCCCCAGGCUUGCAUUUUUCUUGGAGAAAGAAAACAACCCUCCUAGCAAGGAGCUUACUAGGGAGGACCUCUUCAAGACACGCAGUGUCCCCGUCACCCCCAACACCACUCCUGUGCUGGGUGACCCGGAUGUCGAGUCAGACUCCAGGGAAGGAGACCUGGACACCAGAGACUUGGAAAUGUCUAAGAAAGUCAGGAGAUCCUAUAGCCGUCUGGAGACCCUUCGCUGCGCCUCCACCUCCACCUCCACCCCAGGCCGCCCAUCCUGCUUUGGCUUCGAGGGGUUGCUGGGGACAGAAGACCUGGCUGGAGUCUCGCCUUUGGUGUGUUUGAAAUCAACCGAAGUCCCCACGGUCCCUGUGAAUCCUUGGGCCCCAGACACGACUCUGCCUGGAAUCUCCCCACCUGUGAAAGAGAAAAGAAAGAAGAAGAAGGUGCCGGAGAUCCUGAAAUCGGAGCUGGAUGAGUGGGCCGCAGCCAUGAAUGCUGAGUUUGAAGCUGCUGAGCAGUUUGAUCUCCUGGUUGAAUGAGAUGAAAAUGGGGUGCACCUAGCCAGGCUCUCUCCUCUUCUCCCUGUACAUAGCCCCUUCUUCCUGUGGAAAAGACACUUGGGGUCCCCUUCGCUGGCCUUGUCACCUGUGCGUGUUCUGUUGCGGCAAACCAGGUCUGUCCUCUGAGUGUGUGCGCGGCAGCGGUGGCAGCCGAUGCAGCUGUGGGAAAUAGAGCUCGCCUGGCCAGGCGUCCUGGCUCUAGUCAGUGAACCCCCACUGGCUCCUCCCUGCCUCCCACAGUGCCCUGGCCAGUUUCCCGCUGGGCCACAGACAGGAGGAGGACUCACCAGCCCGGCCGGAGCGGGGUGCAGAGCUGGCGACUGGGCGAGAGCCUCUGCUUUCUCGGGGGAACGUGGCCGCUCUGUGCCAGCCCCAGCAGGAGUGGGCGCCGACGGCCGCAGCAGCCUCAGGCUUUUUCUCCUGACUUGCCUCCUAUUGGUGGCUUGGUUCUGUCUAUAUAAAAAGGCUUGAGUUUUCUCCUAGACUCUGGCAAUGGUCCAGGGGAGAAGGCAUGGACUGGGGACAGUCUGUCUGUGAGGAAGAUGGACACUCGGCCGGUAGAGUCAGGUCUUGAAGGAGAGUGGGGAACCUUGGCUGGUCCCAGAUCGUGGGCGUUUACGCCUCAGAAGCUGUAUUUUAUAGUUCUGUGUUCUGCUGUUGUUUGGUUAAGUGCCAGGCUGAUGGAGGGCUGACUGCCUGGGGCAAAGGGUACGUUUAGGGGUGUGACACCAGGUGCCACAGGCUCCAGCCUCCACAGAACCUUAGGCGACCCCUCUUGUACACAUACUGUUUCUCACAAACUCAAGUGCACAGAGUCUCAUCAGCUCCAGGGCAGAAACUCGUAGGUCGAACAGUCCUAGUCCCACCAGCAUUUUGCGGUCACACUUGUAAAGGUGAAGGAAGCUUUUCUCACGAUCCGGAAGGGGCAGGGCUUGGUAGCAGUUUAACCUCUAGCUUCCCUAGUGUCCUCUCACAUGAGGGCAGUGCCUGAGGCACGUGCCAGGAGUUGAGCUGAGUGGCCAGGGGAUCAUCCCUUUGUCUUCAGGGAACCCUACUCCCUCACCCCCUGUUUUUCUUUUCUCGUUGCUGGUAAGGGGUAUGCUUUCAAAGGCUGCCCGGCCACAACUUGCACCGUCCCCCAGGUCGUUGAACCUUUGCACAUCUACGGGGUUGCGGACGUGCAGGCGAAGAGGACUGUGGAGGGGCUAGGGGAAGAUGAGCGCUUGGUUGGGUUACCCGAAACGCCACAGGCCUGGUGGGCGCUAAUUAAACUCUACAAGGCCUGAGAGUCCCCAGGCUACCUGCCCAACGCUUUGUGUCAGAUCCUGCAAGCAAGUCCCUUUGCCAGGGUGAGCCAGAUGCCCUUGAGCCGGACCACACCUGAAGAAUUCUUGCCCUCACCAGCUGGUGGGGCAGGACUCCUGGGAGACAUCUUGGUCCUGCAGAAUCAGGAGUAGCCAAGUGAUAAUGAGCUGAUGUCAUCACGGCAAACCUCUCUGUCCCUGAAAGACUAAGAAUGUGGAUUCUAAGGGAAAGUUGGAGUUUCUUUUAAAUAAAUCUGA